Sphaeramia orbicularis (orbiculate cardinalfish) is the source of this 2530-nucleotide messenger RNA. RefSeq names its product protein-glutamine gamma-glutamyltransferase 2-like. The transcript is spliced from 15 exons. Gene Ontology annotation, molecular function: protein-glutamine gamma-glutamyltransferase activity. Gene Ontology annotation, biological process: peptide cross-linking. NCBI's taxonomy places the organism in Eukaryota, Metazoa, Chordata, Actinopteri, Kurtiformes, Apogonidae. Gene Ontology annotation, cellular component: mitochondrion. The record is from RefSeq and is a predicted model, not a curated record. Bases 117 to 2177 code for a protein of 686 amino acids.
UUCACUCGCUACAAAUAUCCUCCCAGGCUGUUAAUGUGCGUAAAGUAGACACGCACCGGCUGCAACUGAACUUUACGCACCGACAGAGAGAGGAAAAGAGACGAUUUACAGCAGACAUGAGUCACGUUUUGGACAUUGAGCGCUGUGACCUGAACAUCUCAACCAAUAAAAGCAGCCAUCACACAGACCUGUUUGGAGAUGACAUUCUGAUUGUGAGGAGGGGGCAGAACUUCACCGUCACUUUACAUCUGAAACCUGGCAGCAAAGAGUUCAAACAGGGUGAAACGAAAUUCACUCUGAUUGUUGAAACAGGUCCAUUACCCAGGAAAGAAUCAGACACCAAGGUUUCUUUCGGACUGUCUGACUCCACAGUGGACACUGACUGGAGUGCUUCUGCCAUAACUGGUCCCUCUGGAAACACAGUCUCAGUGAGCAUAAAUUCCUCUCCAAACUCCCCCAUUGGUCUUUAUUCUCUGACUCUUGACCAGGAGGGACAGAAGACCACUUUAGGACAGUUUGUCCUGCUUUAUAAUGCCUGGUGUCAGAGAGAUGCUGUUUACAUGCCCAGUGAGUCAAAGAGGAAAGAGUACAUUUUAGGUCAACAUGGAGUGAUCUACAGAGGGACAUAUAAACGAAUCAGUGGGACACCCUGGAACUUUGGACAGUUCGAGUCAGGAAUACUCGAUAUCUGUCUGAAGAUCUUGGAUGUCAACCCCAAAUUUGUGUCAGAUGCAGACAAGGACUGCUCUGGGAGGAGAAACCCCAUUUAUGUGACCAGGGUGUUGAGUGCUAUGAUCAACAGUAAUGAUGAAGGCGGUGUGCUGGUGGGAGAGUGGUAUGACUUUGAGGGUGGAGUACACCCUGGAACGUGGACCGGCAGUGGGAAAAUCUUGCGUCAGUGGGCAAAGAGUGGUCCUGUUCGUUUUGGCCAAUGCUGGGUCUUUGCUGCUGUUGCAUGCACAGUAUCACGUGCCCUGGGCAUCCCAUGUCGAGUGGUUACCAACUUUGGAUCAGCUCACGAUACUAAUGCUAAUCUGGUUAUUGAAAAUUUUUAUGAUGAAAAUGGAGAAGACAUGUCUGAUGACUCAAUUUGGAACUUCCAUGUGUGGGUGGACAGCUGGAUGACUCGCCCUGAUUUAGGGGAAGACUUUGACGGCUGGCAAGCCAGUGACCCCACCCCACAGGAGAAGAGUGAAGGUGUUUACUGUUGUGGUCCUGCCCCACUCAAAGCCAUCAAGGAAGGAGAGCUGACCAGGAAGUAUGAUGCACCCUUUAUUUUUGCAGAGGUUAAUGCAGAUGUUAUUGACAAAGUACAACUGUCAAACGGUCGAAUGGUCGAGUUCGGUGGCUCAACCAAAUCUGUUGGGCGCUUCAUCAGCACCAAAGCAGUGGGUCGAGAUGAGAGACAUGACAUCACUCAUCAGUACAAGUAUGCUGAAGGCUCAACAGAGGAGAGGAAGGUCUAUGAGAAAGCUCAGCACCACAACAAGCUACAGAAGCGUGGAGAAGAACCUGGCCUCUACCUGAAGAUCAAGCUGGCAGAUUCGAUGAUUGUGGGUUCGGACUUUGUUGUGAACGCUAUCCUCAAAAACAACUGCAUGGAUACGAGAACCUGCAGCUUCCUCUUCUUCGCCAGAGCUGUCGGCUACAACGGCAGAAAAGGAGAGAGCUGUGGGUUUACAUCAGACAAAGUGGAAGUGCCCUCUGGAGAAGAAAAACGUCUCUCUCUCAAAUUGGAGUACAGCAGCUAUGGCCCAGUGAUCACUUCCGAUAGACAGAUAAAGCUGUCAGCCGUCACCGUCGACAAACAGACUAUAAACUUCUAUAAAGCUGAAAAGGUCAUCGUACUUGACGAACCAAAUGUGGAAGUCAAGCUGGUUGGAGAUAUCAGAGUGAACGAACCGGUUACAGCAGAAGUGACCAUGUUGAAUCCGUUACCGGAGCCGCUGAAGGACUGCAGCUUCAGUGCAGAGGGACCUGGUCUCACCGGCGGCGAGAUCAUAAUGAAAAAGAUUGGAUCCAUCGGUCCCAAAGAGGAGGCCAAGGCCAGUCUGGAGUUCACUCCUACUGUUGUUGGCUCCAGCGUACUCCUGGUCGGCUUCGACAGCAACAAACUGAAAAAUAUCAAAACCUACAUCAGUGUUGGUGUGAAGGAAAAAGCUCAGCCAGUGGCCUGAUGGCAAUGACAGCAUUAUGUGUUCCUUUGCACUGGACUGGCCUUUUGUUUUGAUGAAUAGACUUAUGAGAUUAAAGUGACUAAAAUCAUCUAAUAUUUUAUAAUAGAUUAAUUUAGAAACACACUCAUCAUAUCCACUAACCAUUAGAAAUGUGAACGAAAAGAAGGAAACAGUAAAUUAUGUUUGUAAGGAUUAAUGAAUGUGAUUUAAUUUAUUUUCAUUUCAUUAUAGAUAUGAUUUUGAAGCUACUGUGAUAAUGACUGGGAAAAGUUUUUGAUGUUGUUAUUCAUACAUGGAAGGAAAAAUCUGCAGACUGAAAAUACUUUUAAUAAAGAAAAUGGCUUCAAUAUUAA